Molecule: messenger RNA, 2179 nt
Organism: Penaeus vannamei (Pacific white shrimp)
Lineage: Eukaryota; Metazoa; Arthropoda; Malacostraca; Decapoda; Penaeidae
Product: chromatin assembly factor 1 subunit A-B
Biological process (GO): nucleosome assembly
Cellular component (GO): CAF-1 complex; nucleus
Source: RefSeq, a predicted model, not a curated record
AAAGAGGAGAAGGAGAAGGCCAAAGAAGAGCAGAAAAGGAAGAGACAAGAAGAAAUUGAAGCCAAAAAACAGAAGAAAGAGGAGGAACAGCAGUUAAAAGAAGUUGAAAGGAUGAUAAGAGAAGAGGAGGCACGGCUAGCACAGGAAGAAAAACAGAAGCAGAAAGACAAAUUGAAAAACAAGUUUGCCAGUUUCUUUGUUGCCAAGAAAAGAGACCUAGAGGAGGCUGAGGAAAAGAGCAGCAAUGGGAACUUCAAGGAAUUCAGAGUAAAGGAAGACAUGCAGCUCGCUCCAUUAGUACGCACAAACUUCACAGAGGACCGCCGGACAUCACUUAAUGAGUAUUUAACCAAGCAAACAAAAGAUUCAUCUGAAACCUACUUGAGUAUUCUCAAAACAGGAAUUUAUGCACCAUGCAAGUCUCAGCGCACUUGGCCUUUUGAGAAUAAGAAGGAAGAAGUUGAUGAUGAUAUUGAAAUUAUUGAAGAUGAAGAUGGAGAUAUGGAUGCCGGAGACUCAAUGGUUCAGGAAACCGAAUCAGAUCUGAAUAUCAAGACAGUAAAGGCCAAGCUGCUAAAGUUUUGUGAAAAUCGCAGACCAGCAUAUUGGGGAACCUGGAGCAAGAAGAGCAAAAAUAUCUGCGCACGGCGGCCUUUUGCAAGAGAUGAUAUUUUUAACUAUGAGUAUGACAGUGAUGAUGAUUGGGAGGAAGAGGAAACAGGAGAGAGCCUAAGUGACUCUGAAGGAGAGGAAAAAGAGGAAGAGGAGGGAGACCAAUAUGAAGUUGAUAAUGACUUCUUUGUCCCCCAUGGCUACCUCUCGGAUGAUGAGGGCAAGUCUGACCAAGAGGAAGAGGAAGAGAAUGGACAGGAGGAGGAUAAUGGAAGCAAACACAAAGAGCAGCUGAAGCAAAAACAAGCAGAAUUUGAAGAGGAAAUGAAAAAGAAGACAAAGCAUCUGAAGCCCCGUGUUAUUGGUUCUUUAUGGAUGGCAGAUGCAAACAACAAUCCAGCUUUUAAUCAACUGUUGAAGAUCCUGAAUCCACACAAAGCGGUGACCUUAGGAACCAGCCUUCCCAUUGGUACUCGUCAUGGUGGAGUAAUUCCCAAGGACACCAAGGAACAGAAAGAUGAUGAUGAUGGGUCAACUGAAGAUAAAGGAAAUGCUAAAAAGUUUUGCAAAACUUUCCCUGAAGAAGCUGUGCCGGCUCUCAUUAAGCUGGUUCAUGGAAAUCGCAAUGGGAAGGCUUUCCUUUCCCGUGAGUUUUCUGACUUUUGGCGAAAAUUACAAGCGGGAGAAUUGGAUGAGGAACAAUUAGAGGGCAUUCCGAUGCUUUCUUCUCCCAUUCAGGCAAGCAUGUUCUUGGCCCGUAAAAAAGUGGAAUCCAAAAUCCAGGAACUUGGCCACUGGCGUAAAUGUCCUGAGGAAGGCCCCUUCAGUAAAGUCAUGAUGUGGUAUGUUUCAAAGCAAGUGCGAGAAGAGCAUGGUGUUGCCGAUAUAACUGUUCCAAAUUCUUGGAAUUAUAUUAAUAAACCUAAAGAAAAGCGGGAGGUGAAUUUUGAAGACCCAGACACCAUGGAAGAAAGCAAGUCCAACAAGGCAGGAAAACUGACUCCCAUCACAGCAUUCACCAAGAAACUACCUACAACCCCAUCCUCAGCAAAUACCUCUCCUACCUCUACACCAGCUACAACACCUCAAACCUUGAAGUCGAAUGAAGGAUCUCCAAGCAGCGCAUCACUUGCACCAGUGACUCCAAGUAGAAAUCCAGAGAGUCCUCCCAACAGCACAGGGGAAACGCCGUCGGGAAAAUCAGGGACUCCUGGACAGCCGAAGAAAAAAGUGGCUCUCUUCUCAGUUCCACGCAAUCAAGAGAUAACAGAUGCCCAGAAAGCAUCCUUUGUGUCCUUCUUUAAGAAGAAUGCAGAAAAAUCACCUGUGCCCACUAAGUCAGAUUCUACAAAAGAUAGAUCCAGUGAAAAGACCAGUCAGCCAGACCCUAAAAAGGAUGAUGACGAUAUUCAGUGCAUAACAUUAGAUUAGUUAAUUUUUUAGCGUUUUUAUUUGUGGCACUAACCAGUAGUACAUUUUAAGGGAUAUUUUAUAAUUAUUUUAUUUUGGUUUUCUCAAUAUAUUGGUGUUUUAAAGUUUAUAGUAAUUACAAUAAAAAUAAUAAGAA